Porites lobata is the source of this 7282-nucleotide messenger RNA. The record is from the annotation of a GenBank genome assembly. Lineage: Eukaryota; Metazoa; Cnidaria; Anthozoa; Scleractinia; Poritidae.
AAAUGGCGGAUGCGGUGUGGUGGACACAGAAUGUGUAUUCUCAGUGCAACUGAGUCGCUAAUCUUUAACUUCCAGUGACUAUGGGAAAACAUAAAGGAAGGGGAAAACAAGCCUCGCAUCGUCAUAAGCUUAGUAAGAGUUCAAGGUUUGAAGCUUCUUUCAACGGAACGGGAGAUUUGGAGGGUUUUGAGAAGGACAUCACGCGAGGUAAACUUUACUACUGUAGCUGUGUAUAAACAGUUUUUUGUUUUUAGUACGUCCACUAAAGCUUUGUGUUGUUGGUCAUAUCUGCCAUGAAUGUUUACUAGAAAGGCUGAUAUUUAGCGGCAAAGUUCGUGUUUCAUUCCGAUCCAUUUCAGGUGACCGUGAGCCGAAAGACUAUGGUCGAGGUUUUCCUUUUCCCUUGGCUAUGUGGGUAAGUUUACAUGUUUUAUAGGAUGUAGAAUUCUGUCAUCAUUAAUUACAAUAAAAAGGUUAACACGCAAAGUGUGUUAUAUUUCUAAAUAGUCACGCAUUCUUAAGUAGGUUCUAUUAUUAAAUUCCAUGUUCACGGUUAUUGUUGCUGGGAGAAUGGAAAUUUUGAACUGAACAGUAGAAUCCCCUACCAAAGCUGAUUUCCUUUCACCAGCCAAACACUGUAAUUUAACCCUUGAGUUUUCAAGCCUCCUGAGUGGUUGUAAAAAUCAAGACUCCACAGUGAGAGGAAUACACACCCCCUCCCCCGAAAAUGGCAAGAGGGGGCUCUCUCUCUCUCUCCCUCUCUCUUGCUGCUUUUCAUUUUCCAGCAGAAGAGUGCAGCUGCACUUGAAUUAGGUAGCGGUUAUGACAUGGUGAACAAAAGAACAAUCAUACUGGGGCCAUAGAGGGGUCACUUAAGUUAAACAUACAGUACAAGCUUCCCAUAGGCAGACAUCCUUGGAAGAUGUGCUUAAAGUAACUGCUAUUGGGAAGAUCGAGGCAGAGGUCCUACUGAAAUACCAUAAAAUUCCGCAAAAAUAAGCUCCUCCAAAUAUAAGCCCCUCAAAAAGGGCCUUUGAAAAAUAUAAGCCCCGUCGCUUAUUUUCGAAAUUUUAUGCUAUUUUAGAGCGGGCCUAAUUUAUUAUCGCAAGAGUAAUUUCCCUUGGUUUUGCUAGUUUUAAAGAUGAAAGUAAACUUUAAACUUCAUUAUUGAUAAUCACCCUAUAUAACGACAGUAGAAUCCCGAUUUCUUGAAUCUUUGGUUUUUUCAAAACAUGAUAAUUUGAACACAACCUAACUUCUCUUUGCCAGUCAAGCACUCAAAACUUCACCCUUGAUUUUUCAAUAAUUGAAUAAUAUUUACUCUUCCUUCUGUAGUCCGAAAAACUGGGAUUCCACUGUAAUUAAACGACCAAAGCAUGCACAAAGACACUUGCCUUUUAAUGGAUUUCCUAAAAUUCCAAAUACUUACUAUGUUAUCUAAUCAACGUUUUUAGGACCUAGAGCAGUGUGACCCAAAGAAGUGUUCAGGGAGAAAACUUUCACGACUUGGUUUUGUGAAAACACUGAAACUCUCUCAGAGAUUUAAUGGUCUCAUUUUAAGUCCUUUGGGCAAGCAAUGUGUUUCACCUCAAGACCACACUAUCAUUAUGGAACAUGGCCUUGCUGUUAUUGACUGUUCAUGGGCCAAGUUAGAGGCAACACCAUUUGGCCGAAUGAAAGGUGGUCACUUGCGGCUAUUGCCGUACUUGGUUGCAGCAAAUCCCAUAAAUUAUGGAAGGCCAUGUAAACUGUCUUGUGUUGAGGCUUUUGCUGCAACAUUGUAUAUUGUUGGUAAGUUUAAAGUGGUAUUAAUAGUACUGCUCUGUAAUCUCUUACUCACUUUGUUCUCCCUACUAUCUGGGAUGAAAAAGUUAUUUUCACUGGAAUUGUAGUAUUUUUUUCAUUCAUUUACUUUAAUGACAACCUCAUUAACUUUUUCCUGUUUCUCAAACUCCCCACUGUCUCAGACAGUUUAAUACUGUCCUAACAUGGAUAAUACUGUUAAGUUAUUGACAGUUAGGCAAUAUCUUGCCCAAUACCUUUUUGGUGUGAAGUGUGUCACGGCAGGUUGAUAUAUAUUAUUUUUCUUUUAAUUUCUCAGAUUUCAAAACGUCACAUAUACAGGUAGAAACAAUUUCUGUCAUUUAAAUGACUUCAUCAUAACAUUUCAGUGUUAUUCCUGUUACAGGACAGCAAGAUCUGGGUGCAAUUCUCCUGAAAAGAUUCAAAUGGGGCUCAUCAUUUUAUGAACUAAACAGGUUAACAAGUCAAUAUUAUUGGGUUGUUUAAGAAUUCCAGCCUUAAAAGUGUUAAUACCAGUUGGUAUUUACUGUAUAAAUAACAGUAUGCAGGAAGCCCCAAAAGUUUGUUCUUCUUUAAUAUUUCAUGCGCCAUAACUUUUGAUUGAAACUACACUUCUACAUGAAAUUUGUUAAAGAUACAUGUAUUCAGAAAGUCAAUAUCCGGUAUGUCCAGGGUGCAAAGAAAGUCAGUUUUACAGCCUGCCAUUCGGGCAAGCUGUAGCUAGCAUGUACUAGCCCACGAGUCAUUUCAACUAGCCCCAAAACCCUUUUUGAUUAGCAGGAUUGAUUGCAAUCCGUCUGUAAUUUGAAUUUCCCCAUAAAAUUUACUUGCCCGUUGGGUAAGUUAAGCACAAAAAUCACUAGCCUGAAACCAAAAUCCACUUACCCCAGGCUAUCGGACACGACUUUCUUUGCACGCUGAUGUCCCCCUUUGUUUGUUAUCACAUUCUGUAGCCAUUGCGGCAUGGAAUGGAUAACACCCUCUUUGAUCUGCUUCGAUCACCCUCCUCGAUCUGCUUAAUUCUUCAUAUCCUACUCAGCCUCAUUCAUUAAUUGCUGAUGAUUACUUACUAGAUGCAAAGCCAAUUGCUGAGACCUUCUGAAAAUGUUAUUUUGAUAUGAUGAAAAUUUUGCUCACACUUUUUUAGGCAUAAAAUUCCAUUUAUCUAGCUAUGUAUUUUGGAUUUAGUUAUUUAUUUAGAUUAUUUUAUUUAUUUUUUAACCAACUGGCAGGAUUAGCUGAGUCACUAGAGCGCUUGACUGCAGAGCAGGAGGUUGCGGGUUCGAUUCCUGGGGCUGGACCAAUAUUCAGGGUCUUAAAAUAACUGAGAAAUGAAGGCACUCCCUUUGCACUGCAAGCAGCUAGAACUUUGCGUGGCUCAGAUGACCACGUAAAAUGGUGGUCCCAUCUCCAGUUGGAGAUGUAAAAAUAGUGUCCUCAAUUAGCACUUUCGUGUUAAAUACCUUGACACUAAAAAAAAGUGCAAUAUGCCUUUCAGGGAUCUUCUGGAUCAGUAUGCAGCAUGUGGAUCAAGUAGGGAAGUGGUUGAAGUUCAGGACAAAUGGCUGCAAGAGUGUGAGAAAGAACAAGAACAACGUGCCUCACAAGGUAUUUAGCCUUGGAUCAUGUGACAUAGCUUCACUUUUCACUACUAUCAUAGAUAAUAUCCUCAACUAUGAUCAUGCUAACUUCUUUCUCUUUAAAGGGACAGUUAGAACUCCCAACAAAAUGUAGUUUAGGCAAAGUUAAACUUGAAACUGUGCUGGCCAGUGAUCUCGAUUGUAGUGGCUCAGUGGGGUAAGCCCAGGUAUUAAAGUUGAAGGGCUUGAUGACUUUACAGGGAUCAAAUUGCUGGGUUUCAUUGCACAAUAUUAAGUGUGGUGUUUUGCGUUUAAGCUGCCUUGUACCUAUUUCUUCCCCAUCCCUUUUUUGGUAAGUGUGUACUAUACUUUAUUUCUACUGAUCAUUUUGGUCAGUGUGAUGGUGCUGGGGGUGAACGCCACUUACUGGUUGCCAUGGAUACAUUGUGUUUAUCUCUUAUGUCCUUAGCAUCACCAUUCUCUAGGGUACCUUCACCCAACCUCAUCUAUUGUUGAUGAAUUUAAUAGCAUAAAAGACACAAACAUGCCUUUGUUAAAUGUGUGAGUGUUGGAAUAAGAUGAUGCUACUUGGACAGUGUAUUUACAGGUAUUGCAAACUUGUAAGAGAAAACGGAGCAAUGUAGGUUUCUUGGACACUGCCCACAGACCCCUCCCCUAACCCAAUAUUUUGCCCUAAGUGAGAAGUAUGGUAACUGUUAAUGCUGACUUAGUCGGGGGGGGGGGUAGAUGGGCAGAAAUCCAAAUUCAUCCGAGAAAACGUCCACAAAAGAAAUUAUAGAGCUACUGUAAAUUACUGUGAUGGAUACAAUUUAGAUACUUGACAUGUAUUUGACAUAGUACUUAAUCGAUGAAGUCCUCGGGUCCUAAAAAGCGCCCAGCCAGAAGAAAUAAAAAUGUAAUAAAAGUGGGAGGGGACUAAAUAGCCAAGUGUUUCUAAACUAUCUGUUUUAUUUGUCAACAGAUUUGAUGAACAUUGAUCUGACCAAAGAACAUUUCAAUCCUAACCGUCCCCUAUUCAGGUUUGUUUAUCAGCAUUCACAAUAAUAACACAGAUAAGCGAUAGCAAGUUAGUACCCCAUUCACUUCCAAAAACAAGUGCAAGAGCUAUUUACCUCACGGGACUUGGUCAUGCAAGGGGCUUGGACAUGUUCAGCACUAGACCAACUGGUCACAGAGAGUAUUUACCAUUUACAUGGGAAAACCGGAACGUCUGGUUAGAAAAUUAAAUUGUUGGCGCGAUUCUGUUAAAGAAGUUUUAGAAAAUAUCGGCUGUGAUUUGAGGUUGUUCUUUUAAAUUGUACAUACUUUGUAGUGGGUCGUUCUGCCAGCACAUCGAAUUUUCUAGUUUUAUGCACCCAGGGUUGACAAAAGUCAAGCAGCUCCAGACUCAUCCUUAAAGAUCUAGGAUCAUCAACUGGGAGUUGAGUUUAGGCGCAAAAAAAGUUUACAAGAACAGGUACUUUCCCUGGACUCUUCCACAUACAGUUCACUUCCAGAAGCUUAUAUUUUUUGGUCAUUCAGAAUAGGAGAUUUCAAAUUUAUCUUUUUCAACCGAUUUGUUUAGGGUGAUUGCCCAGUGGCCCUCCAGUUUAGUUUGGUGAACUUUCGCCCUUGAAUUUCCCAUUCCAAUUUGUUGUACCUGUGUUUCUAAGGGCGCUUAAAACUAUACAAGAACACAAAGAACUACGGAAUAGUUACAAAGGGAGCACGAACGAUCUAGUUCUCAAGUUUAUACCUGGCAUGUUUCUUAAUAGACUUGAAAAGAUUGUGGUUCUGCUUGUGUCACAACUUCCACAACCAGAAACAUUUAAGGCGCAAAGGUUAGGCGUGCAAAACGAGUGACCUUGUAUAUCUGUGAGGGCUUUGUUGUUUUACUUUACAAAGACUUGGGCAAUGUGCCUAACGCCCCGUGCAAACAAACGCAGCAUUGUUGACCAACUGACUCCCAACAUUGUUGGAUGUUACAUGUUGCGCCCGUUUUCACACCCUCUUACAUGUUGUUGCGUGUUGUUGGUAGUUGUUGCGCAAAGUUUGAAACCGGUCAAUACUUUUAGCUACGUGCAAACGGACGCAAUAACUCAACAUGAGUUGUUGCGUCCGUUUGCACAUAGCUUAACUUUUUACUGAUUUUUUAAAGAAACAAGUGAUAAUAUCAGUCACAGAGAAAAAACCAAAGAAACCCAGAGGAAGUGGAAAUCGAGCAUUUUGCUAAAGAGCGAUUAGCGCAGCAAAUCAGUUUUUAAUAUAAUGGUAGGAAGAGGCCAAAAAUUGAAAGUUUUAAAAGAUUUACUUCAAGCUGGAGUUUUCCCACUUCUUUUGGCAGUUUUUACGCAAUUUUUUUAUAGCUAAAUGUUUUGGCAUUUGGUAGAGAAAUUUAUUUUCUCUUGCUUUUAUCAGCGAGAAAUCAGUUGAAAACGUAAGUGAGGACAGUGAUUAUGGAGAAGAUGAAGGCGACGACAAUGUUAAUUGUAGUGGAGAUGGUGGUGACGUAGAUGAUGAUGAUGAUGAUGAUGAUGAUGACGACGACGACGGCGACGAUGAUGAUGAUAAUGAUGAUGACGGUGAUGUUAGUGAUGGUGAUGGGCAUGAAAAUGAUGAUAACCAGCAGGGUGAAGAUGACGAACGAAGCAGCAUAACAGAAUGUGGUAGUGGCGAUAAAAAUGGACAUAGUCAAUACAAAGAUAACUUUGAAAUACAAAGCGACGAAGUGGCUGCCCAUCGUCAAGCGGGUAAAUUAAGAGGAGUUCUUAGGACAAACCGCCCACGAAGUAAAGUUACCAAGACAGCAAGAGUCAAGUUCCUUAACUGAGAAUGGGCUUGGCUUGAGAAUAGGCUUGCUCAACUAAACGACGGAUAGCUCUGCUAAAGAGUCGUUGUCCAGCGAUUACCGUAAGACUGUCUCUUCAAUAAAUAGACCUUAACUUCGGGUAUGAAGUUAAAGGAUCAGGAGAAUUAGGAGUCUGCCAAUUCAGGAUUCUGUGUAAACUUCAACAACAAAAACAAAAACAACUUUUUUCAUUUAUCUUGAAAGUAUCUUGCAACUCUGUUGGUUGGGAGCAAUUUCGAUCAUAAACCACAUUCGCAGAUGUACGAAAUGUCUCCCCUGAACAACUAGAUAAGUACAUUUUCCUCGCUGAAAAGUGUUUAUUGCGCGCUGAUCACUUGUUAGAGUACGAGCAGUCUCUCUUUUUCUGAGUCCGUCGAGUGAAACGCGGAGGCACAAAAAUGACCACACGCGUGACUGAAGGCGAGGCCCUCGUUUCUCACGCAGACGUGCCCUCUCCUCACCAAAUCUGAAGUUUCGUUCAUACACACCUUAUCGUAUGAAAAUUUAGACCCUAACCUUUCAAAGUUCCUUGUAAGAAAAGCGAAAAUAUUGAAAUGUUCCGCGUGUACGAAGUGUCUCGUCAGAUUUUUCGGCUGUUCGAACGUAGUCUUAGAUUGAGGGGUAUGAGGUACAUUUGAGCUUGGUUUGAGGUACGUCAAGAGCGCCUUUGUUCACUUUGUCCUGUCCUUCGUUCUCAGAGUGCCUUUUUUGCCCUGUAAUGUGUUAUUAAUGGCUUGUUCUUAGCAUUUUAGGCCGCGAGGACUGGUAAAGCUUAAUGUACCGUUAUCACUCAAGGUACUGCCUUUAUUAAUCCUGCUCACAGCUAGACCUUCGCCUGGCUCGUAUGACCACGUAAAAUGGCGGUCCCGUCUCGACGAGUCCCCAGGCCGGUUCACGCUAUCCAAGUGAGCGGACGAGGCCUGGAGGCGAUCUCGAAUUCACAGUCCGACGACAAACCGACAAACUUGACAGGUGACGACACAUCCGAAAUCGCCGAGGACGACUGCUGCCCAGCCAAAUAUAUUGACGUGCAAAAUAGAUUGAAUAAAAG